Porites lobata is the source of this 5569-nucleotide messenger RNA. Lineage: Eukaryota; Metazoa; Cnidaria; Anthozoa; Scleractinia; Poritidae. The record is from the annotation of a GenBank genome assembly.
AUGAAUAGCUAUAAUGAAUUACACGAAGAGGAACGUAAUUUUUCUAUUGAUUUUUCGCCUACAGAAUCUUCGAAAAUUAUAGGGCAGCCUGGGGGAGAUGUAGCCAUACCGAUUGAAGAUUAUUCUCCUGAUCCCGAGACAACAACACCCACCGACACGACGCUGCUACAUUGCUGCACUCGCUCCUAUUUCUUCUUCGCUGGGCAGUGGUUUUGGCCUGCAGAAAAUUUCAUCAAAAGUCAAAACCUGCCAAGAAAAGCAUGUAGAAUCGCAUACGCCAUUUGGCAGGUGAUAGUUGUGCUGAUAAUGUGGUCCUAUUUCCUGUACUCGAUGGGAUUUUUCACACUGCGAACCAUUGAGGAAGUCGAUUGGCUGUGCCCGCUAACCGACAUCAAGAACAUGGCUCACGGUUUAUGUUGGAUAGUAAAUCAGCACACGGGACUCGUAUUUUUCUUGUUUGGCAACUUUGAAAGUCUUCUGAAGCAGCUGAGCGUCACCAAGGAAGAGGUAAGUAUCCCAGAACGGGGAACUGGGGGAAGGAAGGAAACAGGGAAAAAGAAGAAGGGGAUGGCCCGGGGUGCAUUCCUAGGGAAAUGUAAAUUAUGCUUUACAAGUUAUUUUAACCUCUUUAAGUGAAAUUGUAAUGUGUAACCGUCCAGCCUAAGGCUACUGAGGACGAAAUUUGUAUACUACUGUUGAAUAUACUGCACAAGGAAAUCUAACGAUAUUGAAGCAGUCGUGAAACCCUAUAGUGUAACUGUUGUGGUUCAAUUUUAUCCUUGGCUCAAAUUUUCUUUUCUUUUGUUUUUGGGUAUGGUAAUGUAUGGUAAUAACAUGAUAAUGAGUUUGAAACAAAAGAAAGGAAAAUCUGAACCAAGGAUAAAAUUGAACCACAACAUAACCACGGGCGUCCCAAGCUCGCGUUUGGAGCGUGUUAUGUAAAAGAGUCGGUGUCGCGUUACAAGCAACAGUUAAGACUUUGCAUGAGAAAUAAAAUCCUGACGUCUGCGAACGCUAAAUAUCAUCAUUUUUACUUUUUUUCUAUGAAAUAAAUUAAGAAGACUUACCUUUUGUGUACUACUGUGUUUUUGGUGUGAAUUUAUCCAUUUAGUCGGUUUUUUUGGCUUUUUUUUGGAGGUCAAACAAUAACAGCCAAAAAAACCGACUACAGUUGACUCCCGAUAACUCGAACUCUCGCUAACUCGAACCUCGCGUUAACUCGAACCGAAAUCGAUUUCCCCCGGAUUUCAGUCAUACAUUUACUGUGUAACUCGAACCCUCGAUAAUUCCAAUCUCCCGCUAACUCGAAGUAGUUUUGUUUCCCCUCAGAUCAUUUCUAUAUAAUUUUACCCUCGAUAACUCGAGCCAUGUUUUGAGCCCUUAAAAGUCGGGAAAAAAACAGUCUACUGGUGUCCCAAACAUUGAAUUUUGAAUUUCCCAUUGACGUGUUGUAGGCAUAUAGUUUACUACUGGAGGUUGAUGUUGUUUGUCACAAAUCUAACGUGAAACAGCUUUACUUCUCAAAACAGUAAAACGCAUGCUCUAUUUAAGCAAGGUUUUGUUAUGUUACGAUUCUGAUUUAUAAUCUAGAAGUAUCUUUUAAUUUUCACUUGACAUUUCUACAAUUAAAUGUGAUUAAAAUGUUCACUGUGUAGUAAAAACUGAUUUUUUUUCCUUACUCCCGGCUAUUUUUUUCGAGCACCCGAUAACUCGAACUCCCGAUAACUCGAACGCCUGAUACUCAGGCUAUUUUCGAUUUCCCUUGAACAUGUUGAAGGUUCGAGUUAUCGGUAGUUGACUGGAAAUCGAUAAAUUCACACCAAAAACACAGUAGCACAUAAAAGGUAAGUCUCCCUUAUUUAUUUUAUAGAAAAAAAGUAAAAAUUAUGAUAUUUAACGUUCGCAGACGAGACCUCAGAAUUUUAUUUCUCAUACAGUGUUAACUGAUGCUAGUAACGCGACACCAACUCUCCUGUGAGAAAGGUAAUUUACAUAACAUGUUCGUAACGUGAGCUUGGGUUGGGACACCUGUGGUGUAACCAUUCCAAUGAAUGCUACUGAGCAGUACUUUCCUGUGGUACUGUUUAUUAUGCUGUACAAGGUGGCUCUAACUUUUGAGUCUGUGGAUGAAACCCUAAAGUGUGACCAUUCAAAUGAAAGCUACUAAGCAGUACUUUCCUGUGGUACUGUUUAUUAUGCUGUACAAGGUGGUUCUAACUUUUGAGUCUGUGGAUGAAACCCUGAUGUGUGACCAUUCAAAUGAAAGCUACUGAGCAGUACUUUCCUGUGGUACUGUUUAUUAUGCUGUACAAGGUGGCUCUAACUUUUGAGUCUGUGGAUGAAACCCUAAAGUGUGACCAUUCAAAUGAAAGCUACUAAGCAGUACUUUCCUGUGGUACUGUUUAUUAUGCUGUACAAGGUGGUUCUAACUUUUGAGUCUGUGGAUGAAACCCUAAUGUGUGACCAUUCAAAUGAAACCUACUGAGCAGUACUUUCCUGUGGUACUGUUUAUUAUGCUGUACAAGGUGGUUCUAACUUAUGAGUCUUUGGAUGAAAUACUAAAGCUACUAAGCAGUGCUUUCCUGCGGUACUGUUUAUUAUGCUGUACAAGGUGGUUCUAACUUAUGAGUCUUUGGAUGAAAUACUAAAGCUACUAAGCAGUACUUUCCUGUGGUACUGUUUAUUAUGCUGUACAAGAUGGUUCUAACUGUUGAGUCUGUGGAUGAAAUCCUGUGGUCUGACCAUUCAAAUAAAAGCUACUAAGCAGUACUUUCCUGUGGUACUAUUUAUUAUGCUGUACAAGGUGGUUCCAACUUUUGAGUCUGUGGACGAAAUCCUAAAGUGUGACCAUUCAAAUGAAAGCUACUGGGCAAUACUUUCCUGUGGUACUGUUUAUUAUUCUGUACAAAGAUGACCUAGCUUUGAGCCUGUGGAUGAAAUCCUCAGCGCGACCAUUCAAAUAAAAGCUACCGAGUAGGACCUUCCGGAGAGACUGGUUCAACUGAAGGGACAACUGACUGGUUGUUAGUAGCAUGCGAAAACAGCUGUUUCUCCUCGCUAAAUGGCUGUGUUUGCAGGCUAUUUAUUACAACAUCAAGAGGGUUCUGGCCUUUCAAAGAACUCAUCCACUAUUGAAACAUUCUUGUACUGUUGACGUUUUGAAACACGAAAUUAAACGCAAGACGUUUUCUAUACUUAACGUCAGUCUUUCGAAAUCAUUUCUGUAAUCUUUAGGUGAGGAGAAGAGCUCCGUCCCACUCGAUCUCCGUGUUCGUGGUAAAUUCUGUGCUUUGGCUAUUUGUCGUUCCAAUAAGUUUGCAUGCCACGCAAAUGUUAAUACCAGAUUUUUUGAAAGGGCCAAGACACAGAGACGGAAAGAUCACGGGGACCAAUAACAUCACCUUCCCAGCGACACAAAUAGCUUUUGAUGUUAUCUUUUACGCAGCCAGUCGCGGUUUUUCGCUGCCCAUUUUCUUCGCGUUUCUUUACAUGAUGUUGUUCCUGUGUUGCGAAGUGGACAAAUUCAAAGACGAGCUUGGAGAUGGUCUCUAUCCAACCGAAGAUAAAGCCAAGAAAAAAGCCAUAAAAAUAAGAACACUGAUCAAGGAGACUGAGAAGGCUUUCCGUUUUUUCCUCUCCUUGUAUAUAGCCAUGAUUUUAUUGGCUUCAGCACUGGAAAUAUUCUCCAUCGUGGAAAAAGUUGAAACCGUGAUAAUAGCAAACGACACCGUUUAUGAAAUACCUACCAGCGCUACAGCAGCCAGCCUGCAAACGUUAAAUGUUGGGUCGAAAAAUUUGAUGCCUUUUCCACACAGGUAGGACUCUAAUUGUAAAUCUCAUUACAAUUCCGUCUCAAUGGGUUCCAGUCCUCGCUCCUACUUUUAAAAACUUCCGCGCCGGUCCGAAUCGCUGCACUAAAGUGCAGACUGUUCGCUCCGUUCUCUUCGCGCCGAAAUCACGGUUCUUGCCGUGUGACGGGAAGCCCUAUCCGGUUUGAUUUUAGUGGCGGCGCAAAAGCUUUUCUGUAUAGUGUGAACAUAGCCUAAUUUAUAGUUCUAACAGCACUUUGUUUUGUUCAUAACUAUGUUUGUUUGCAAAAUCAUAACAGUUUUCAAGAUCUUUCUAAUCUCAUGCAAUGUGCGUCAAAAUUCGGUUGAAUUCGGUAAAAGUUCCGUUCAGUAAUUAGCUGAUAUUAUUUAGUUCUAAACCUCCAAUACUGCAUUUUCAGCUUAUUCACUGGUACACACUGUAUCUCAGCCAUCAUUUCUGCGUUUGAACCUAUAAUAUUAUCAAAUGGGCGACAGCCUGAAUCCUGUACAACUUAAGACGACCCUGAGUAAAAUCUAACAAAAACUGGGUUUAAAGCGAAGCUUGAGAAUUCAAUGACACAGUUAUUCUAUUCGCCCUUGUUGGAUAAGAGAUUGGCCUUUUAGCCAGCUCGGCGUGCGGUCUUUUGGAGAAGAAGGAGUAAAGCUCAUUACAACUUAUUAAACCUGAUAACCCUUUGAAAACAAAAAGUACAACAGAAAAGCUAUCUUGAUCUUUCUUCAAUCUUAAAUCUGUUAAAUCGGUUAAUUGCCAAUAGCAUGGCUAAUCGUGGCAAUGGGUGGUAUAAUUAGGCAGUAGGUGAUGACAGAUGGCUGUUGGCUGUGGACUUAAACACGACCAAAGCCAGUAAAUGGAAGACCGUUCCACACAUGUAUACACCGGGCAAAAAAAGAAUGCAUGUAGUGAUCAAUAGAAACGGGUUAAAGGUUGCAUGUCGCACUAUGGGACUUCCUGGUACAAUCCCAUGUGUCCUAUCUUCCUUUUUUCCCUGGGAAUAUAAACGAUAGAAAUGAAGGGGGAAAUAAAGUUUUCAUGCAAGGAUUUAAACUAAUUAACAAAACAGUUUAGUGAGGAAUGCUUAGUUCCUCUGAAUUAAAGCUCAUAUUAGUACUAACAAGUUACCAUGUGAACUCCUGUUCACAGGUUGACGGGAAAUCGCCCAAUUCCGUAUUAUCUGGUUGUGAUUCCUCCCUCAAAUCACACCGUGGGAAUGUCUGCAGGUGAAGACUACACCCGUAAGAAUGUUAUCGAUCACUACAAGAUCACGACGCAAGAGAUCGUGGUAACAGCUGUACUGGACAUAACAGAAAACGUGGUACUGUACGCCUUUCCACUCUACCAGAUGUCUGUUCUCAAAAGUUGUUUGAAAAGAGUACUGGAGAUGGUGGAAGACAGCGAUUAUGGAGCACCGGAAACCCACUUGGACGGAACUACAUCUGGCGAUAAUGCAGCACAGGGAUUCCACUUAGACGGAACUACAUCUGGCGAUAAUGCAGCACAAGGGACCCACUCAGAACAUACGGCUUCUUGGGAGGAAACGCCUAAAACGAUAUUUAGAACAAGACAAGAGAAGAAAGACUUCACGAAUUGGUACCGCGCUACGUGUACUUCUGGUGUUAAAGUUCUUGGUAGAGAAGUGAGUUUUCUCUGGGCCUUGGUGUUGACCUUCUUUGCUCCCUUUGUUGUGGUGGUGGUGAAUUUGAUGUUUAAGCACAUUGACAUCGAAUCUCCGUGGCAUUAA